CUUCCAAUCACUCUCCUUUCUAAUGAGACCCUUCCACUAAAUCACCUCCUUUUGCUCCCAUCCCCCAGUCUUCCUCCCAGCAGACAUCAUGGCCCUCGACUGCGGACCGACAACCAUAGCAUCGGGGAUCGCUUCCCUGUGCGCCAUCAUCGCCCUGAUCCUAGGAGCCCUAUCCUGGUCGCGCACCAGCUCUCUCUACCUCCCCCUCCCCCAAUGGCUCCCAGCUCUAGCAACCUUCCUCCCUGCAAUCAGCGCGCUGGCGCUCUUCCUGACUCACCGCAUCCCCUCCGCAUCGACCACCUCCCCCCACAACCGAUGGCAGACCUUCCUCCCGAUCCUCUCGCAUCUGCACUCCAUCCUCUCGACGCUCCUCGCCGCCGUCGCCCUCGCCUACCUCUACCCGGAAUCUAUCCUCCUCUGUCGUCUUGACCAGGAAUGGCUCUCGUACUACCGCACCCGCAACGCGCAGCCCAUCCGCGCCAUCCAGGAUAACUUCCGCUGCUGCGGGCUGCGGAGUAUCCGGGACCGGGCGUGGCCGUUCAAGGAUCGCACGCACGGAGACGACGCCUGCGAGGUGCAGCUCGGAUACGGGCAGAGUUGUCUGGCGCCCUGGAUGCAGCAGCAGCAGGGGGCAUCGUGGAUGAUUUUUGCCGCGGCGGUUUUGGUGCUGGUUAUGAAGGUCGGGUUUUAUCAAGCUAUGCAGCCCCGAUCCAGCUGGAUGCGUCGCACGUUUGGGAGACAGGCGCCGGAGUAUCAGCGUAUCACGCAUCCGGAGUUGCAGGAUGGGGAGGAUGAUGGGGAGGCGGAGGAGGGACGCAAACCCCACACCUCCCCAAGCCUCUCCAAUAUCAACCCUCGUGAGCCAAAUAUCAUAACGACCUGCACACAGAAUAAAGCAGGUCCGAGCCCACCUCGUACCGUACCCAAGCACAUAAAUAUCCCAAUAUCCACUGAAAGGAAUCAAAUCCAGGAACACAUGCAAGGAUUUAUACUUCAACAUCAAGGGUACAUCCGCCGCACGCGCACCGGGUGCCGCACGUGCCUGAUCCGGCGCAUAAAAUGCGACGAAACGCUGCCGUCAUGCCGAAACUGCACCUCGACCGGCCGAACCUGCGACGGCUAUCCUCUCUUCCAACUGCCCAUCCUCGCACCGCGACGCCCCCCUCACCUCCACCUCCACCCCACACACACCAGCCUCCCCACACCAGCACCCGGCCUCACAGCCUCCGAACGACGCAGCUUCAGCUUCUUCCGCGACCACACCAUGCCCAUGAUAACGGGAUACUUCGACUCGACGCUAUGGCAACGCACGAUCCUGCAAAUGAGCCACUCCGAAGCGGCGGUCAGCCACGCGGUGGCGGCGCUGGGCGCCUUACACGAGGUGAGCGAAGCGCGGGCGGGUGAGAUGGUGCGGGCGCGGGCAGCCGAGUAUCACCUGUUCGCGAUGGAGCAGUACGGGCGGGCGAUUUCGUUGCUGCUGAAGCGGAGGCCCGCGGGGUCGCGCGAUCCCGUGCUGCGGUUGACGACCCUGGUGUGUUGUAUGGUGUUUGUGUAUUUUGAGUUUCUGAGGGGGGAGUAUGCGGUGGCGUUGGUGCAUUUGGGGAAUGGGUUGAGGAUUUUGCAAGGGGGGGGGGAGUGGUUUGGCUAUAAGGAGACGCAGAUGAGGAGUGCGAGGGAGGGCGAGGGGGAGGGCGAGGGGAAGGGGCAUGGAGGGGGAAAGACGACCGAGACGGAUUUUAUCUGCGCGUUUUUGAAACUUCAUAUCCAGUGUGCGCAUCUCGAUGAUUCCGGCGCCAAGGUUAGCUGGUAUCCGACUACCACUACUACUACUACUACUACUACUACUACUUCGGAUACUUCCGCCACGUCGAGCUCUACGUCGAGUGCUGACCUGGCGCUGGCGGAUUUCACAUACACCGCGCAUCUGACGCUACACAACCUCGAAGAUGCGAAUAACCGGAUGCACCCGAUUCUGAACUACGUGUUCCAGUUCUGGCCGCACUGCGAAGUGGUGCUGCGGGAUCGGCGACGGGACGCCACGCCGCUGUGGGAGGCGCAGGCGAAGCUUCGCGAGAAUCUGGCGCAGCAUGCGCGGGCGUUCGACGAGCUGGUGGCGCGGGCGCCGCCGCGGUCGCCGAAGGAUGUGCGCAGCGUGGAUCUGAUCCGGGUGUAUCAUCUGGUGCUGGGGGUGAAGGUGGAGGUGUUUCUCGAGCUGGAGGAGAUGGUGUACGAUGGGUAUCUGGCGGAGUGGGAGCGCGCGGUGGGGCUGUGCGAGAGGAUCAUGAAUAGUUUUCUCGUCGAGUUUGGGGGCCGCGAGCAGCUGCCGAGUGUGUUUAUGGAUAUGGGGGUGAUUCUGCCGUUGGCGUGGGUGGGCAUGAAGUGUCGGCAUCGCGGCAUCAGGGAGCGCGUGUUGCGGAUGUUGGCGGCGUGGCCGCACAGGGAGGGCCCGAGGGAUUCGGUGACGGUGGGGAUGAUGAUUCGGGGGUUGAUGGUGGUGGAGAUGGAGGGGAUGAAGGCGAGGGGGUUGGAGAUGGGGAUGGUCGCGGAGAGGGAGAGGGUCCGCACCGUGGGCGUCGAGAGGAUGGCCGAUGGGAGGCACGCCGUGCUGAUCUAUGCCCUGUCGGAUCCAGAGGGCGAGCUGGUGAUGCGCCGGCGGGUGUUUAAAUUGGAGGAUCUGGAGGUCAAGUAGAGGGAGCAACAACGGGGAUUAUAUGGGUGGGGUAUGUACAGGUAUGGACACGCGCUGUAGUGUACAAAAUGCCAAUAUCAACAAGAAAGGAUGCAUAUACGUCGGCUGAUUCCUAUACAGAAGAG
Messenger RNA from Aspergillus heteromorphus CBS 117.55, 2814 nucleotides. RefSeq names its product Zn(II)2Cys6 transcription factor. The record is from RefSeq and is a predicted model, not a curated record. Bases 89 to 2689 code for a protein of 866 amino acids. Lineage: Eukaryota; Fungi; Ascomycota; Eurotiomycetes; Eurotiales; Aspergillaceae. Gene Ontology annotation, biological process: regulation of DNA-templated transcription. The transcript has 6 exons. Gene Ontology annotation, molecular function: DNA-binding transcription factor activity, RNA polymerase II-specific; zinc ion binding.